Molecule: messenger RNA, 1415 nt
Organism: Andrographis paniculata
Lineage: Eukaryota; Viridiplantae; Streptophyta; Magnoliopsida; Lamiales; Acanthaceae
Product: alcohol dehydrogenase class-3
Exons: 9
Coding region: 113-1252 (379 amino acids)
Biological process (GO): formaldehyde catabolic process
Cellular component (GO): cytosol
Molecular function (GO): S-(hydroxymethyl)glutathione dehydrogenase [NAD(P)+] activity; zinc ion binding
Source: RefSeq, a predicted model, not a curated record
UUGAGACUCAUUACGGCCACGUAUCGGACAGAUAUCGUCGCUUUGUUUCUCUCACUGACUGGCCUUCAAGUGUGGGCGAUUUUUUCAGGGUAUCGGUGGUGGUGUUAGAUUCAUGGCGACUCAAGGUCAAGUGAUCACUUGCAAAGCGGCCGUUGCCUGGGAACCAAACAAGCCACUGGUAAUUGAGGAUGUGCAGGUGGCGCCGCCUCAAGCAGGCGAAGUUAGGGUGAAAAUUUUGUUCGCUGCUCUCUGCCACACCGAUGCCUACACUUGGAGCGGCAAGGAUCCGGAAGGACUUUUCCCAUGUAUUCUCGGACAUGAAGCUGCAGGAAUUGUAGAAAGUGUUGGAGAAGGUGUGACUGAAGUUCAGCCUGGAGACCAAGUUAUCCCUUGCUACCAGGCAGAAUGUAAGGAAUGCAAGUUUUGCAAAUCCGGAAAGACGAAUCUCUGUGGAAAAGUAAGGGUAGCUACUGGUGCUGGAGUUAUGUUGAGUGAUCGCAAAAGCCGUUUUUCGAUCAAUGGAAAGCCCAUCUACCAUUUCAUGGGAACAUCAACAUUCAGUCAGUACACUGUUGUACAUGAUGUUAGCGUUGCAAAGAUUGACCCUGUUGCACCUCUGGACAAAGUUUGCCUGCUAGGCUGCGGUGUUCCAACAGGUCUUGGAGCUGUUUGGAAUACAGCAAAAGUAGAACCAGGCUCCAUUGUGGCUGUUUUUGGCCUCGGAACAGUUGGACUUGCUGUGGCAGAGGGUGCUAAAGCGGCCGGUGCUUCACGAAUAAUUGGAAUCGACAUUGACAGCAAAAAGUUUGAGCUAGCAAAGAAUUUUGGCGUGACUGAAUUCAUCAACCCGAGAGAUCAUGACAAACCAAUCCAGCAAGUCAUUGUGGAUUCAACUGAUGGCGGGGUUGAUUACAGCUUUGAGUGCAUUGGGAAUGUCUCUGUUAUGAGGGCUGCUUUGGAGUGUUGCCAUAAGGGUUGGGGAACAUCUGUUAUUGUGGGUGUAGCUGCCUCUGGUCAGGAGAUCUCGACACGCCCAUUUCAGCUAGUGACAGGCCGGGUAUGGAAGGGUACAGCGUUUGGUGGGUUCAAGAGCCGUUCCCAAGUGCCUUGGCUAGUGGACAAGUAUAUGAAGAAAGAAAUCAAGGUGGAUGAAUAUAUCACCCACAAUUCGAUCCUGGCGGACAUAAACCAAGCUUUUGAUCUGAUGCAUGAUGGGCUCUGCCUUCGCGUCGUGCUCAGCAUGAAUGCAUGAUGGGCUGUAAGCUACAUUAGUAUCGUAUGGAAGAAUGCUAUAUUGAGUUUUACUUUUUCUUCACUCCCCUCAUGGUUGAAUUCUCCUGUUUGGCAAUAAAUUAUCACUUGUUUUGGUUGAAGAACUGAUUUGAAGAAAAAAGUUAAUAUAUAUAUUUAUAUGA